CCAAGAUCCAGCUGGAGUUCAGCAGCAGAGCCUGCAUGUGAGGAUAAACGUGUUUAAGUGGACUCUGUUUAAACUUUCGGGAUGUUUCACCUCAGACUCAUCUCCUGUUAGCCAAGAAUGCUAAAGGAAGUUAGCUUGUCAGCAGGAAGUAGCCGGAGCCGGAGCUCGGCCUCACAGUGUGUAUUUUAUCAGAGUGAGCUGCGUGUCUGUAACGGAGUGUGUCUGGAGGAAAAGCUGCUGUAAACAUGUCUAAAGUCCAAACGCUGAGAGCUUUUGUCCAGCAGCGACUAAGUGCGGCUGCUGAAGAGAUAUUUGAGCUGUUUGAAAGAACGAUAGCAGAGUACGAGGAGGAACUUUGUGGACAACGCAAACUACUGGACGCUGUUUUCAAGCCUGAAGUCCGGUUACACAGAGCAGGCAUCCAGCUGCUGUUGGUGAAUAAAGAAGAGGUUCCCACUGAGCAGCAGAAGUGGUGCACCAGUCUGAACCAGGAGGACCCACCAGAGCCCCCAAAUACUAAAGAGGAGUGGCGUCCCAGUCUGGACCAGAAGGACCCACCAGAGCCCCCGCACAUUAAAGAGGAGUGGAGCCCCAAUCUGGACCAGGAAUACCCACCACAGCCCUCACACAUUAAAGAGGGAUGGAGGCCCAGCCUUGACCAGGAGGACCCACCAGAGCCCUCACACUUUAAAGAGGAACAGGAGGAACUCUGGACCAGUCUGAAGGAAGAGCCACUUCAAGGACUAGAGGAGGCUGAUAUCAUGAAGUUCACAUUCACUCCUGUCCUUGUGAAGAGUGAAGAAGACAAUGAAGAGGAACCUCAGCCUUCACAGCUUCAUCAAUUACUAACUGAACAGAUAGAAACAGAAAUUGAUGGACAACUAGCUACUGAUGACAUAGUGUCACACUCUGAACCUGAGACUGAUGACGAAUGGGAGGAGACCGGGGAACAUGAGUCAAACUCGCUGCAAUACAAUGAAGUAAGUGAUGUGGAAUGUAUUACAGGAAAAACAUCAAGUAGCUUCUCUGAAUGUGCUACAGGCUUUGGCAACAAAGAACAUCUGCAAGAACACAGUGGAGGCCAACAAGUAAAGAAACCAUUUAGUUGUUCAUUUUGUAAAAAAAGUUUUCAAUGGAGAGCUGACAUGGUGAUGCACAUGAGAAUCCACACGGGAGAGAAACCCUUCAGUUGUUCUGUCUGUGGUAAAAGAUUUGCACAAAACUCAAAUUUGACCACACACCUGGGAGUUCAUACAGGAGAAAAACCUUUCAGCUGCUCAGUUUGUAAAAAACCUUUUCAGCGAAGAGGAGAUCUUGUGAAGCACAUGAGAAUCCACACAGGGGAGAAACCUUUCAGUUGUUCAGUUUGUGGUAAAGGAUUUUCUGAAAGCGGAAGUUUGACCCAACACUUAAAAGUUCAUACAGGAGAAAAACCUUUCAGCUGCUCAGUUUGUAAGAAAAGUUUUCAUGGGAGAGGAGAUGUUGUGAAGCACAUGACAGUCCACACUGGGGAGAGACCCUUUAGUUGUUCAGUUUGUGGUAAAGGAUUUGCACUAAACUCCAGGUUGACAUUACACUUAAGAAUUCAUACAGGAGAAAAACCUUUCUCAUGCUCAGUUUGUAAAAAAAGAUUCAGUCAAAGAAGCCAUUUGUCCAGACACAUGAAAAUCCACACAGGGGAAAAACCAUUUAGUUGUUCGUUUUGUGGUAAAGCAUUUUCAACAAGGGGACAUCUGAGACAACACUUGAUUGUCCACACAGGGGAGAAACCAUUUAGUUGUAGUGUUUGUAAUAAAACAUUCACUCGGUUCGAGUAUGUCAAAUCACACAGGUGUGCUGGUGAGAGCAGUGGGAGUAAAUGAAGCUGCAGAGAUGCUGGUUGAGCCGAUUUCUUACAGCAGGACUGAAGUACUGAGGGCAAGACUUGGCUCAACACUGAUCAGUUCAAAACUGUUUUUAUCUGGCACAUUAUUUGGUUGUUUUCCAGGUGAUAUUUGGUAUAACAUGAAAUUGAAAUGGAUCAAAGUAUUUAUGUCACCUGUACUGCACUAUGGUCAACAUGUUGCUUUAAAUGUGAUUUAUAAAUGAAAUGACCAGACUUACCUCCAAACAACACAGUUAAUUUUUUAAUUGAAUGGACUCCUGGUCUUGAAUUGAUCUCAAUAUGUGUAAAACGGCAGUUUUGUUGACUCUUAAGCUGCUCAUACUACUGUAUAUUAGUGGUAUUUUGGUCAGAUCAUUUUAGAGAAACUUUGUUGGAUUUAAAAUAGAGGUUCGGGUUUAUUGCAGUUGUUUUGUCGCAUCAACAAACCUCAUAUUGGCUAUCUAGACAGAUCCUUCUGCCUCGGCUGAACAAGGAAACACUCUGUGGAAACAAAGGGAGUUUUGUAGAAAAUAGAUCAAGUUUGGUUAACUUACCCUGAACUUCACAAUGCAUUUUCUCCAGAUCCAACCAGGACGGUUUCAUGUCCCUCACAGUCAGUCUGUCCUGCCUCUUUAGCUUUAUACUUCAGAUUGGAGCUUUGAAGCCUCAUUUCAGCUCUGGGAAACAUUUCCUUUAAUGAUCAGCUACAAGUCAUUAGUAAGAAAUAAGUAGACGAUGAUAACCUGUCAUUAACAAACUGGUUUCUCUGUAGAACAUUCCUUCCUACCAGCUCAUUCCAGUUUGUUAAACAGUCUGGUUUUCUUUUCUUCAGAUAUCUUCCUGUAAAUUAAGAAUAUUCUGACUUAUUUCAGGCGUUGUUUUUUUUUUUUAACAAAGUGUUGUUUUUCUUGAUUUUCUAUUGAUUUAUGAUGUGAAUUCAUUGUAAACCUUUUGUAAAUCAUUAAGAGUUACUAAUUAAAUGUGGAAUGCUUAAAUGAUGUUGA
Molecule: messenger RNA, 2868 nt
Organism: Micropterus salmoides (largemouth bass)
Lineage: Eukaryota; Metazoa; Chordata; Actinopteri; Centrarchiformes; Centrarchidae
Product: gastrula zinc finger protein XlCGF57.1-like
Exons: 2
Coding region: 246-1862 (538 amino acids)
Biological process (GO): regulation of transcription by RNA polymerase II
Molecular function (GO): DNA-binding transcription factor activity, RNA polymerase II-specific; RNA polymerase II cis-regulatory region sequence-specific DNA binding
Source: RefSeq, a predicted model, not a curated record